Molecule: messenger RNA, 2968 nt
Organism: Acanthoscelides obtectus
Lineage: Eukaryota; Metazoa; Arthropoda; Insecta; Coleoptera; Chrysomelidae
Source: the annotation of a GenBank genome assembly
ACUGUAUAUAGCCAAGGGGUCUUAGCACUUUCCUACAAAAAUCCUACCUCCAUUUUUUCAAUAUCCCAAAAUUUUCAUUGGAUGAGAUGUUUUUGACAAAUUACUCAUCGGUCGCGGGUAUAGUCUUGAGUCUUGGUUCAAAUUUUUAAACACGCAUGGCCAAAAAGUUCUUGUAUGUUGUUAGCUCUCCCGUAGUGACUGAACUAAGCUGGAGGAGUUUAAUCCCCCAUGCAAUCCAAAGUGCAUACGAAUGCAGACAAUGGCUACGGACUUAGGCAACACAUCAUACGUUUACUUCAAAUUAAAAUUAACAUUUAUUUUCUCAUUAUACAAUUAUUAGCCGUGAACGUUCCUGUUAUAACAUAUAUCUCUGAUAUUUAUAUGGAAGAUAAGUAUUCAGAUACCUCAGAUGAGAUUACAUUUGAAUUACAAUAAGGCACGCAAAAUGAUAAUUAAUGCUAGGCACAAUGGGAUUUCAAGCACCCUUAUCAGUUCAAAUGACUGUAAGAUACCUUUUCAGUAACAUGAUUGUGUAUACAAUAGUUUGAUAUCGAUAAAGAUAAAAUAAACUGUCGCUAUCGCAGUAAACAUUUGCUCGGUUGUAAUUUGUUUCUUGAGAACGUCAACAAAAGUCAUCUCUGGUAGCUUCAUAAGAAUACGGAAAUUCUACAGUUUCAAACGAGAGCAUUUAUUUGGUGAGUACGGAAUGAUAGAAAUGAUUCAAAUUAAGCGCCUCGUGACGCAUUUUCCGUGUUUCCUCCCACCCAUGCGCGUAGCCACACCGACCGAAUAUAUAUAUACACGUGCCAGAUGCAUUUUCCAUUUUCUCAAACAAUUCGAUAAUUUCGCGAGUUGAGCAAAUUGUGAUGCUGAAGAAGUAAAUUUUCUAGUCUAUUUUUUUACUUAUUACGAAAGGCUGAAGACGUAGGAUACUUGUGGUAAGAGAAUAGAUGCGCUUUUACGAUUUUUGAUUAUGUAGAAGUGUCUCGAGCUAUCUAGGGUGGGGCAUGCUCUUGUAUUGAAUGUGAAUAAUUACCGCCACGUGUUGUGAUGUUUGAUCGCAUUCGUGAGACUUCGAAAUUGAUAAUGUUCUGAAAUUUAAAGUAAUUGUAAUAAUCACGAUCAUAAAAUUUCACCGGAAGGUUGGGAUAUAAAAUGGUACAACAAGACACUACAAAUUCCCUAGACGAGUCAUCUUCUGCGGUGAUGACCAUACCUGACAACCCAGCGAAGGGCAUCCCAGAGGGGAAGUACCGACUGGUCGGAUGGGGCAUCGACACCACUGGCCGCCGUCUCAUUGAUGAGAUCAUACAGAUCGCGGCUUACACGCCCGAUUCAAAGUUCUCACAGUACAUCAUGCCAUUCGCAGACAUCAAUCCCAUCUAUAUUCACAGGCAUGGCAUUAAAGUGAUCAAUACAAUCCGCUAUAGGAGACUGAGGGACCUGAAUGCCAACCAGUUUGUCAAGACCAAAAGUGAGAUUUCUGCAUUGCAGGAUUUCUUGCAAUGGUUGGAGACUGUCAAGACGGAUGAUGUAGAUGGUUUGAUACUCAUCUACUAUGAAGUCCGCAAGGCUUCACCAAGCAUGCUGUUAGAAUCUUUGAGGCGUCAUCAGUUGAUCGACAGGUUCUCAAUGGUGGUGAAGGGCUUUUGCAAUGGCUUCAACAUUGUGCAGGCCAAGUGUGCUAACACGACAAAGUCUUUCAACUUGCGAGUCAUGUCGAAAGUGCUGUUGAACAAGGAAGAUGGAAGCUUCAACAACGCCGUUGACAGGGCUGUCGCCUCGUUUGACAUCGCCUCUCACUUGGCUCAAAGUGAAAGGGAAGAACUGGAGAAGCCUGCUUCAGGUAUGACAGGUUUCGAACGGCAUCUGAUCCAGUUCAUAUGCCCAUAUUCCAAUGCUAUCGACGACGAGGAGGAAGAGAUUAGGUCGUUUAAGGUAUUGCUAGAAAGACAGAAUACAUUCCGGCCUGUGUUUGGUGCCUUAUUGCGGGCCAGUAGCUCCGAGCGUCAACACGCCAGCCAUCUUAGGAGGCUGCUAGCAGAAAAUGACAUCAACUAUGACAAGCUGAAGAUCGCGUACGACGAGAGUGCCAAGGAGGGUCUGGAGAAGAUCAUCAAAGCUGGGGUGCCAAAUGGAGAAGAGAAAGACAUUGAAGAACUGUUGAAUAUUCUCGAUUGUUUCUUUGACCCAUCCAAAAAAGCUGUCCAGCCGAAAGCGGGGAUCUCUGCAAGGUUCUACCGUCCAAUGGGCGGACGUAACAACAAUCGCAAACGUCGGUCAUUCAACAGGAAUAAGAAUGGCGGUUCCGAGAGCCGCAGCAGCCCGAACAGCAAGGAAGCCAACGCGACAGAGCGCAGCAGCGAUGAAUCCUCCCCAAGGGCCGACCACGAGGCCGGGGGCGGCGAUGGCGGCAAAAAGACUGAGGUGAUCCGUGCAGGGACGCCAGAGUCGCCCGUAAAGACGGCCAAGCCGCCGCAGGCGCAGCCGCAGGAGGUGGCCGCCAAGUAGUCACGUGAAGCCAGAGUGUGCCUUAUGGAAAGGGCCGCCCACGUCGCAACACAGCAAUAUAAUCUGGUAUCCAACUCCAUCACAACCUGAUGAGUCUCCACAACACUUGAGCGACUGGGUGAAGCAUUUCAAUGUUAAUUUAGCUUAUUUAACUCUUUAUUACACGCAGAGAAUCAGAUCUUUAUUUAUCAGUUGUUAAUCCAACUACAUAAUGUAUUCGAUGUUGUAUUCUACGCAUUUUCUAUUUACUUUCAUCAGAAUAAUAUUUAUGUUAUACCGUGAUAAAUUUUUAUUUUUGUUGUUUUUUUUUAUAUUAUUUGUGAUAAUAUUAGUAGGAUUAAGUUUUUGUGUCAUCGCUGUCAGCGAGUCUUUAUGGUGGCAUUUUGUAACGAACAUUUUUGUUACAUACCUGUUAAAUUAAUAAUUGAGUUUAAUAAAGUUCGAUCUUAAAAAAGUA